CGUCGGCACUGCUGCCAUCCUACCCGCGGCAGCUGCAUCAUCGGCGCUGCGGCUGCAGCCCCUGCAUACAGUCCGACGGCGGAGAGGAGGGGAAACAGCCCCCAAAACAAUGGCGGAGGCGAACCCCCUGAGAGGCUUCCCCAAGAUGCGCAGGACCGCGGUCUCCUUUCCUGGGAACCUCCACCUGGUGCUGGUGCUGCAGCCCACCAGCAACCUGCAGCACAGCCCCACCGACAUAGGAUUCCGCUUCAGUCAGGAGGACUUCACGCUCAAGAUGCCUGUGGUGAUGCUGAGCUCCGUCACCGACCUGCUGCGCUACAUCGAGGAUAACCAGCUGAGCUCAGAGUUCAGUGGCGUGCUGGAGUACUGCAACAGCGACUGGAUCGUUCUGCGCACGGCCAUUGAGAGCUUUGCAGUGACGGUGAAGGAGAUAGCUCAGAUGCUGCAGACGUUUGGCACGGAGCUGGCUGAGACGGAGCUGCCAGACGAGGGAAAUGCCAUCGACUACCUUCUCAUGGCGCACACUGACAAGUACAGGCAGCUCAAGGAUGACAUAAGGUCAGUGCUGAGGCAGGGUCGUCAGUUGCUCUCGAACUUGGAGGCAUCUAAAACAGCACCGGAGGACCCCGAAGGACAGAGGGACAUCAGUCAAGACUGGGACAGGGUGCAGAGGUUGCUGGCCCAGUUGCGGGACAUGGAGACGGCGUUCGACGGCUUUUUCGAGAAGCAUCACCUGAAGCUGAAACAGUACCUGCAGCUGCUGAGAUAUGAACAGAGCUUUCAUGAGAUGGAGUCCUCUUUGCACCAGAUGAUAGCGCAGGAGAAGGAGAUCGCUUGCGUGGGGUUUACAGUAGCUCAGACCGAGCAGCUGAUUAAAGAGCUGGACACUCUGGACAAGCAAGCCCAGGAGGAAAUGGGUCGCGCCCAGAUCAUCAUCCUACACGGCCACCAGUUGGCGGCCAAUCACCACUACGCCCUGGCACUGAUAGUGCAGCGCUGCAACGAGCUCCGGCAUCACUGCGACGUGCUAACCGCCUCGCUGCGCGCUAAGCAGGCUGCCCUCGGGCGUACCCGGGACCUGCUACUCCGGCUAGAGCAGACCCUACGCUGGUGCGAUGAGGGAGCCUACCUCUUGGCCAAUCAGCUGGUGGAUAAAUGCGAGUCCAAGGACGGGGCGCAGGCAGCAUUGCAGGACAUUGAGAGGUUCCAGGAGGGGGCGGUUCCUCCCCUGAGCGCAGGCCCUGAUAUUCUCAGUCUUGAAUAUGAGUCUAUCCUCACUCCCCAGCUCCAGGCCCAGAUUGGUGCAGCCCAUGACAAGUUCUCAGCCAUGCAGGGAAUGAUCCAGAACCGGCAGUCCAGCCUCCGCAAGCUGCUCGAUAAGCAGGAGCGCCCCGUCCAGCCGGUGGCUCCCCGGCCAGAACCGCGAUCCAAGUCGCCCCUGUUCUCCCCCAAACACAGUGUUGACUUUAACUCCAGCUUAAGGUUCUCUUUUGACCUCUCUCUUCCGGGAAAGAAGGCAUCCCGGAAAGGUACCAACUCGAAAAAGAUAGAGGUGAUGCAUGACUACCAGGAGAACCGCAACUCCCGCUCCUUCAGCUUCGAUGGAGACGAGAGCCCUGACAUCCUCAGCCGUCACGUGAUGAAGGAGCUGAUUGAGACGGAGAAAAUUUACGUGGAGGAGCUGCUUGCUGUUUUGUUGGGGUACAGGGCUGAAAUGGACAACCCAGCCCUCUCAGGCCUUCUUCCCCCCAUGGUACGAAACCAGAAGGAAGUCCUCUUUGGAAAUAUGCCUGAGAUCUACAAGUUCCAUAGCAGGAUCUUCCUGCAGGACCUGGAAGCAUGCUUGGAGAACCCAGAGAGAGUAGGAGCCUGCUUCUUAGAAAGGAAAGAAAAUUUCAAAAUGUAUGAACGUUACUGCCAGAACAAGCCCCACUCGGAGGCUCUGUGGAGACAGUGUUCAGACUGGCCCUUCUUUCAGGAAUGUCAGAAAAAGCUGGAGCACAAACUGGGCCUGGAUUCCUAUUUACUGAAACCCAUACAGCGGCUGACCAAAUAUCAGCUUCUGCUCAAGGAGCUGCUUAAGUACAGUGUUGGUGAUGAGGGGACUUCAGAGCUGCAGGAGGCACUCAAUGCUAUGCUGGAGCUUCUCAAAUCCGUGAACGAUUCCAUGCACCAGAUUGCCAUUACAGGUUAUGAGGGGGAGCUGAGCGACCUGGGCCGGGUACUGAUGCAGGGCUCCUUCAACGUGUGGAUCACUCACAAACGGGGUCCCACGCGCAUGAAGGAAAUAGCGCGCUUCAAGCCCAUGCAGAGGCACCUGUUCCUGCACGAGCGGGCGCUGCUCUUCUGUAAGCGCAGGGAGGAGCACGGAGAAGGCUACGAAAAGACUCCCUCUUACAGCUUUAAGCACUGCCUCAGGAUGAGUGCAGUGGGAAUUACAGAGAAUGUCAAGGGAGACAUUAAGAAGUUUGAGAUCUGGUACAGUGGUAGAGAAGAGGUCUAUGUGGUUCAGGCCCCGACCUUGGAGGUGAAGCUAGCCUGGCUUAGCGAGAUCCGCAAAAUACUCACCAGCCAGAAAAAAGUCCCGCAAGAUGAUUCUCUCCAACCCUGUCUGGCUUCGGACAGGCAUCAGAUGUCCUCGUCAUCAUCUGAUAGAUGUUGCUCUCUGUUCAAAAUAGUCCCAGGCAAGUACAGGGCUGUGGAGGAUUGUCAGCAGUAUGGGCCUGAUGACCUCAUCAUCAAGAACGGUGACCUCAUCCAUCUGUUACGGGAAGAGACUGAAGGGGUAUGGCAGGUGAAAAAUGUGAGUCGCAAUCUGGAGGGCCGGGUCCAAGCUGACAACCUGCAGGUGAUACUGGGAGGAAGCAGCAGGGGGAGCCCCAGCAGGAUAGGAGACCCAGGGAACUUGAAAACCAGGAAACUUAGCUCACCCUGAAAGAAAUCACAAGUUCACUUCCAAGUGCACCUUGGCUUUUUGACUCCUGUUAAAUUCACGGUGACCUUUGAACCCAAACAACCUAUUAUGGUGAAUAAGGCUACUUUUUGGACAGUGUAAUUUCUAGACUGAAGGUGAUAGAGGAUCCUGUCAGAUUAUUUCCUAAUUUUGUUGGAAGCCCAGCUUAGUGGUCACCACCUCACAGAUGGAUAUAUGAUUGCAUCCAGACCACGGGAUCGAUCCCCCUCCCCACCCCCAAUUUGGCAAUAUUUUUUUUCAGAUGCAGUGGACCUUGGAAAUUUGUUGCUGAUGGAGUUUGGCCCUUGGGGAAAAAUAGUGGUAAAGUCCUGCUCUAGCAAACAAAGGAGGUUCUGGAAACAUUCGUCACCUUUAUUACCUUAUACUGUAGCCAAAGGAGGCCUGUGUAUAGAACUCAUCACACAUGCAGGGAUGGCAGAAACAUUCCAAACGUCCUGAUCCUGAUCAGUCUUAAACAGAGCGGAUCGCUACCUAGCGGGUUCACUAACUCUACAUUUCAAGCGAGUUUUAGUCUUAAGCACAUGUGGAUUACAGUCGUUACAUCACACCUGGCUACUCUAUAGUUACCACUCUGCCUGCUAAACACAUGGGAUUCUUAUAAUGACUUACAACUCUUCCUAUAACAGGCUUCUCCCUUUACAGACAGAAAACCCCAAAACAGGCCCUUCCAAAGCAGGAUGGACCUAUCUUAGGCUGUUUAUGUAAAUAAAAUUGGGAGCCUGUUAAUCAUCUCCAAACAGGAAAUUGUCAGAUUCAGUGUUAGAUAUGCUUUGUAUGUGACCUACGGAAUUAUGUCUCUUUUACAGAACUCAAAUACUCUCAUGAAAUGUUUAUGGUCGUGUCAUGUGCCAUAACUAUGUAUAGAGGGAUAUUUGCAUAAAAUGUAUGUCAAUACAUGUGGUGCCAAAUGUU
Paramormyrops kingsleyae is the source of this 3886-nucleotide messenger RNA. Lineage: Eukaryota; Metazoa; Chordata; Actinopteri; Osteoglossiformes; Mormyridae. The record is from RefSeq and is a predicted model, not a curated record.